AUGUUCUGAAUCCGGGCUAGAAGCAGGUAUCCCCGAUGGCUGAUUUUGAUGCAAUAGGUUAUAGCGAAGUUUUGUUAUCUGCGAAAAGCCUCAUUAAUCCGUCGGGAAGAAGGGUGUCACUAUGGCGGCGACCCGCUCGGAUACUAAUUCAUCAUUACGGAUAGCGGUCUACCAAACAAAAUGAGAUGUUUGAAAGUUUCUCGACUCGUCGCCGUCCCGAAACAUCGUGAUUACCUACCUAGGGUUGAAAUCUGUAAGUUGAAUAAUUCAUAUAUAUCGUUCUCAAAUUAUUCUGGAAGCUUUUAGCAAUGUAGUAUCGAGACCCACACUCCCUCCACGGUAGCCUAUCACAUCGCCGAGAUGCCUUGUAGGCUAGCGAUAACAUCUAUAUCUCUUGGACGCUGCUCUGCGGGCCAUUCGAUCAUACGCAAGCUCGAUGUAGCGAAGCUACAUGGCUACAACGGCAUAGAGCUAUUCCACGAGGACCUCCUCAAGGUUGCGGAACAAUUGCCCGGAGAUUUUAUACAAAAUUGUGAGCUACAGGCCGCACAUGCCAUAUAUAAGCUAUGCCAAGGAAGGGGGCUUACAAUAGUGUCUCUUCAGCCGUUCUUGCAUUACGAAGGCUUAUUGGAUCGCCAAGCACACCUCAAGCGUCUAGAACAACUCUUGUUCUGGUUCAAGCUAGCACGAGCUCUCCAUACCGAUAUCAUACAAAUCCCAUCGAACUUUCUUCCAGCCUCGGAACUUUCCGAAGAUCCCCACGUGGCUAUCGAGGAUCUUAAGGAAGUGGCCGAUUUAGGCCUCCGACAAAAUCCACCGAUCCGAUUCACAUAUGAAGCAUUAUGUUGGGGAACGCGUUGCGACUUGUGGGAGCAUAGUUGGGAUAUAGUCCAGGCUGUUGAUCGACCUAAUUUCGGUCUUUGCCUGGACACGUUCAAUAUUGCCGGGCGCAUCUAUGCGGAUCCUUCCUCGCUAACAGGCCGAACACCAGAUAGCGAUCAAGCCGUACAAGAGUCUAUAGAUCGUCUCAAAGCCAUCGUGGACGUCCGUAAAGUCUUCUAUGUACAGGUAGUCGAUGCCGAGAAACUCGCCAAGCCUCUAGUGCAAGGCCAUGAAUUUUACGACGCCGAGCAACCAGCGCGAAUGAGUUGGUCUAGGAAUUGUAGAUUGUUCUAUGGCGAAAAGGAUCGUGGUGCAUAUCUACCCGUUGCAAAAAUAUCGCAAGCGAUUUUUCAAGGCCUCAAAUUCGAAGGAUGGGUAAGCAUGGAGCUUUUCAACCGAAGAAUGCAGGAUGAGGACAAGGAGGUACCAGAAGAACUGGCAAGCCGAGGUGCCCUUGCUUGGCGUAAAUUAGUGGAAGAUAUGCGUCUAAAAGUCGAUCCCCCCCAGGGCUCCGAGGCAUCCAUCAACGGCGUCCAGAGGCCGGUUGGAGUCCCGUAGAACGGCAAUGAACCCCAAAGCGAGCACCUCGAAUUUACUCAAUGUCCCCUCGUUUGAGCAAUUCGGGCCGUUGUGAUGAAACCUACCCACCCCGACAUCUGUACAUAAGACGUGGGUUCAUCUCAAAAUUUUCAGCCAGAAAAACCAUCUGAGCACCUCAAUAGAACUGC
Messenger RNA from Hypoxylon trugodes, 1610 nucleotides. RefSeq names its product xylose isomerase-like TIM barrel. The coding region runs from base 361 to 1440 and encodes 359 amino acids. NCBI's taxonomy places the organism in Eukaryota, Fungi, Ascomycota, Sordariomycetes, Xylariales, Hypoxylaceae. The record is from RefSeq and is a predicted model, not a curated record. The transcript has a single exon.